Exophiala aquamarina CBS 119918 is the source of this 1671-nucleotide messenger RNA. RefSeq lists its product as uncharacterized. Gene Ontology annotation, biological process: activation of GTPase activity. Gene Ontology annotation, cellular component: Golgi apparatus. The record is from RefSeq and is a predicted model, not a curated record. The transcript is spliced from 3 exons. The coding region runs from base 1 to 1671 and encodes 556 amino acids. NCBI's taxonomy places the organism in Eukaryota, Fungi, Ascomycota, Eurotiomycetes, Chaetothyriales, Herpotrichiellaceae. Gene Ontology annotation, molecular function: GTPase activator activity.
AUGCUCAAAUUUGACACACUAUCCCUGGGAUCCGGUUCGAGACCGAGAACACCUCCGGUAUCAUCUUCCCGACAGACGCAGACCCCGCCAUCCGAAAGAACGAGUUUCCAUUCCCCAGAUAGACGACCACACCAAUCCUACUCCUCCUCGGCCUUGGGCAGCAACGCAUGGGAUGCCCUGGGUGGCAGUGAUGGUGAUGGAGACGAUGAUGAACUGGUAUAUGAUGACGAAGAAGAUGAGUUUGGACUGCCGAGCAUCGCCAGCAUGCGCCGGAAACGGAGCCUCAAAAAGAAGAACAUGAGGCCACAGCAGAUCCAAUAUCCGAGCCUCUCGCAGACAUCUUCUGCUCCAGCAUUAGCUCCAUCACCCCGAACCUCCCACGGGAGAUCGAACAGUUUCGACAUCGCCGAAGAACGAAACCCGCUCUCUUAUCCUAGUGCAAAGAAAGGGGAUGGCAAAAUCCUUCGUCCUCAGUACAAAGAUAUUUUACGGGACCCCGCAAAUUCGCUACAUCUCAUCAAUCAUCCCGUCUUACCGCCCAAGGCGACUCCAAAGGAAACUGAAGCUCACUCGACACGAAUAUCACGAAUCAACAAAUUCAAGCGGAUACUUCAGAACAGCUCCGUAUCACUCGCAGAUCUGCGAGCGGCGGCUUGGUCAGGGAUACCCGAGGAGGUUCGAGCCAUCACCUGGCAACUUCUGCUUGGACAUCUCCCUACGAAUAGUGAACGCCGCGUUGCUACGCUUGAGCGGAAACGUAAAGAGUAUUUGGACGCUGUGCACCAAGCUUUCAAUACUGCAACCAUGGCGAGCGGGAAUGGCUCUUACACAGGACUAGCAGGACUGGCACCACAACCGCGUGUCACGACAGGCAGAAGUCGUGGCUUAGAUGAGGCAGUCUGGCAUCAAGUCAGUAUUGAUGUACCCAGAACAAAUCCUCACAUUCCUCUUUAUGCCUUCGAAGCUACACAAAGGUCACUGGAGCGAAUCCUUUAUGUCUGGGCGAUACGGCACCCAGCAAGCGGCUAUGUUCAGGGGAUCAAUGACCUGGCCACCCCGUUUUGGCAAGUCUUCUUGGGCACAUAUAUUACAGAUUUAAAUGUUGAAAGCGGCAUGGACCCAGGCCAGCUGCCCCGACCAGUACUUGAUGCCGUUGAAGCUGACACAUUCUGGUGUCUUACCAAACUACUGGACGGCAUACAAGACAACUAUAUUGUUGCACAACCAGGUAUUCACAGACAAGUUGCGGCACUACGAGACCUCACUACAAGGAUCGAUGCUGGGCUUGCCAAACAUUUUGAAGACGAGCAUAUCGAAUAUAUGCAAUUUAGCUUCCGAUGGAUGAACUGCUUGCUAAUGCGUGAAUUAAAUAUCCGGAGCGUGAUCCGCAUGUGGGAUACUUAUAUGGCCGAAGAAAAUGGCUUUUCGCAGUUUCACUUGUACGUCUGUGCGGCCUUUCUGGUGAAGUGGAGUGAUCAGCUCCUGAAGAUGAACUUCCAAGAAAUUUUGAUGUUUUUACAAGCGCUUCCAACCAAGGAAUGGACCGAGAAAGACAUCGAACUGUUGUUAUCUGAAGCGUUUAUCUGGCAAAGUCUGUUCCGAGGUAGUAGGGCGCACCUCAGGACAGCAGACUCAAGAAUUCCUAGUGGUAGUUUGGGUCCGGCUGGAUGA